GGGGAUCCCACAGCAAAAGUCCUGGCCCCAGUUGUUCAGACGUUGGAUUGCGCUAUCCACUCGAUAAAUCAGCACUAUCCACAUUUUGAUCAACUGGGGCCGAGGCUAGAGAUUUGCCUGUGUCCUCAGGGUUGGGUAGUAGACCGCUAAACCCGGGGCAAGGGGCGCACAUCCUUAUUUAUUCUAAACAAGUCUUGAAUACAGGUUGAAUAGGGUUCAAUUUCACACUUUGAUGUCUUGGAUAGGGCGUUUUUCUAGUCCAGAAACCUCGAACAGGGUGUGAACGUUGGUGCUGCUCGGUCUCCAUGCGUUAAUUUCUUUAAGACAACCUAAUACUUUGAUGACAAAGACUUUAUUCAGUGUGCCAAAUAAAAUGAAGCAGGGUCAUGAGAAAAAGUCUAUUAAAAAAUAGUAGGGCUCAAAGACUUCGUCGGCACACCCUGCUUAGUUUCCUUAGUUCUUCCUUAAUUUUUAUUUAUUACCUGCGUCAGAGAGCGAAGGCUAUUUGCUCCAAUCGAUUUUAAUGCAAAACCGUUUUUAACUCCACAACUGGUUUAGACCAUUUGGGAUUAAUAAGGUGGACACUUUGGAAAAAGUGUUAUAGAAAAAAUAUUGCUUUAGAGUUUUUUUUCUCCUUUCUAGCUGGGGUCGCCAAAGGGUUAACAAUUAAACUCAGUAUUGGUGAGGCUUCCGAGAUUUAACCGUGGGCACGUACACCUACUUGGCCAUCAACCAAAUGUCUUUUUUUUUUCAUUUAAGGAAAUAAGGCGGGAACAAUAAUCUGCCCCGACGCUCCUCUUGGUAAAUGUACAAUGGGUGCUAACUGCUUGUACAAGCACUGUCCGUUGCCUUACUGUUGGCAGUUUCGAGAGUCAACCACCGACGCCUGGACAAACCUAAGUCCUAAAACUAAUGUUGGCAUUGAAAUGCGUUAUUGUGACGUGGAAAAACUGGAGGUGCAACUUGUUCUUUUCACGCCGGGGUAAGAUGUUGUCUGUUGAGGAAUACGGUCAUAGUAAACCGUUAGCACAUAUGAGGGCAAGCGCGUUUGUUGGAUGUUUUGCUUGGCCUAUCUCGUCCUUUGAGCUUAUAAUAACCGUAAAUGUCGAUUUUUUUGAACCGUUUUCAAUUGACUUAAUUUCACAAGAAACUUAGUUUGCACUUUCUUUUAAAUCAAAGCCAGGGAAACGUUAAUGCUACAAUAAACUUUGAAAACAUGACUAUGCAGUGCGAAUUUGCCACGGUUUCACUCCGCCGGCUGUCCACGCCGUCUUACAUCCAAGCGCCUGGUAAAAGAUUGGCCACGAAGUGGAUUUGGUACUGGAAAGACGAUAAUGGAUGGGAAGAAUACGAUGGAAAAGUAAGUUCUUUCGAAAGUUUUUCAAUAUCUAUUGUCGGUAGGAAACUGGCAGCUUAAAUGACAUGGUUGCUAUUUAAUGAAGUGUGAAGUAGCAACCUUAUUCCACUUCUUAUCAGCCCUCUUAGUUUUCAGGUCUGGGGGUGCAAGGGGAGAGUAACGUGAACGUUACCCACUUAACUAGUCAGGUGGGUCACGUGACUUGCCAGAACUGAUCUUAACAUUUUUCUUCCCAGUUUAUUUCUCCUUGUCAUGAGGAGGCAGCACCCUUUCUGCUUUAGGGACUGGUCAAAAAGUAUAGGUGGGGGUGGGCCGGAGCAGAGAGGGGUUGGGUCAUGAGGUUUUGAGCCUUGUGCAAGGGGUGGGUCGAGAAAUUUUCAGCUACUCUUAGGGGGUGGGUCACCCUAUUUUUUACUAACUACUAACGAGACAGUUGACUACACUUGUUCUAUAAAACACAGCCAGCUGGAAUUAUUGCUAAAAUACCCACAAACCUGCUGUGCGAGAAAAUACAAAGGUUGACAGGCCGCACAUCUAUACGGGCGUGGAACCCUCUGAUAACCUUUUUUUUCGGCUCUAACGAGCAUGUUCUUUAACAAUUUUCCUUUUUUUUUAAGAAAAUGAUUGGUGGUUCUUUAAAAAUUUAUUGAAGUUAUAGUUAGUUUUGUAUAAGAUUCCAUUUUUCAUUCAAGCUUUCUUUAUAGUAGACACUGAGGGCUGGUAUUGCGUCACGAAUGACAAUAUUUCUUUUUCCUCCUUGUUGUUUUGUUUUAGGAGAUUAGACUUCCUUUUGUCUUUUAUUUCUGAUAGUAGGUUUUCUAUCAAAGAUAGGGGUCACACAACGAGAAUAUGGUUCAAAACCACUUAGACGUAACAUUGUUAAACGUAUCUUAGUAUUUAAACAGUAGAUAUCGGCGUACUUUUAUCCCCAAAAAAUUUUUCGUCUGUUCGGAUCUCCUAGCUGAAAGUCUAGUGAUACGAAAAUUAUAGGGAUCAAAACUUACCUUUUCGAAAAUUUCAACCAGAAAAAACGUGACACAAGGUGAAAUGUGUGCGCAAGAAGCUUUCCGUUUGUUUAAAAUGUGUCUUUGCAUCAAGGAUAGAUUUUUCCUUGAAUCUUGUGCCUUUGUAUACAACCGUGUCUAAAAACGCAGUCUCAGUGUCAAAUGUUUUGGCCGUGAAUUCAAUAGUUGGGUGAUGUAAGCUUGCUUGUUCAAUGAAGGCUUCGAUGUCUGGUUUACUCAUGUCCCAUAGGGAAAAGAUAUCGUGUAUGUGGCAUUUCCAAACUGUUGUUCGAUUCUAAAGACAGUUUUGCUUAGAAUUGUUGUUUCAAUAUAUGUCAUGAAAAUAUUGGCAAAGGAAUCAAAACUGCUGUCUUUGUGCCCAUUGCAGUUCCAUGGUCUUGUAAGUAGUGCUUUCCACUGAAGUGGAAGAAAUUUGAUUUGAGGAUUAAUCUAAGCAUUUGCGUCAAGUAAUGUGUAGGAAUGGGUUGUCUUUGCUGAAAUUUUCAUAUGCUUUGUGACAGAUAAUUUCAAUAUACCCUCGUUUUGCUGUAUAUUUGUGUCAGGACUCAUAACGUCCAUUGAAACAAGAAAUGUUGGGUUUUUGACAUUCGUCUUUUCAGUGAAAGGUAUAAUUUCUGUGAUUUUGAUGUUGGUUGUAGCAGUGUAUCAACAAAUUUUGUCAAGUACAGAACAAGGUUUUAUUGGAUUAUUAAUAGGAAACCGAACGUCCAUGUUUUAACUAGGGGGUGGGUCAUGCAAUUUCCAACCUUGCUUUAGGGGUGGGUUCCUAUACUUUUUGACCAGUCCCUUAAAAACCAUGUUUGCUAUCUUUUAAGCUCUAGGAUUAAACUGGCAUUAAAUUGAAAACAACUAUUUCCUAACAUUUUGGGUUCAUUAUCACGAAUCAAUUGUAAUAUUCUCCAUUGUUUUCGAUAUAAAGUUUGAUUGACAUUUUUCAAGGAAAAGGUGGAUCUAUUAUGGUGGCUAUUUGAAAUCGUCAUCGGUGUGGCCAAAAAAUAGUUAUAAUAGCAAGAACAGCUAAACGGUUUAAUUCCACUUGAUGUUUUACACAAGACUUUGGAUAGUGCUGAUACUUAUACGUUAAUUCACUAAGGCAUGGGUCGCACUUGGCAAAUUUUUGGGAGAAUUUGUUUACCUUGCGGUAGAAAUCUGUUAUCGGUGGACAUUGCUAAGUGCGACCCCGAGUUUUCAAGUUGGAAAAAACUUUGAAAAUCGGCAAAAAUAUCAAAGACGCCUUAGUGCUUGGGUGGGGCAGGCAGAUUUUGGAAAACUCGAGCUAAACAAUAGGAAUCACAGCGGUAACUGUUAGCCCCUUGUCAUGAACGUGAUCCAUUUGAAACACGAUCAAUUUAAAAUAAACGCGGUCGAAUUUUCAGACCUUCGCGAAGAGGCGUCUACUCGGCUGUCCUUCGCCAUUUCAAGUUUUUUUCGAAAACUCUCUACAGGCAAGGACUUCACUCGCUUUUAAACCUUCGCUAUUUUAAGGUUUUUACGGGAACUAGCUCUAUUGAAGGCGAACCAGUUGAGUUCCCGUCCCGUUCUUUAUCUGUCACAUCCUCCUGAAACUGGGAAUGGAGGAAAAAGAUCCUUCGACAAAGGUUCGGACGAAGAAGAGAAGAAUGUUUUCUGGUAUCUGGCGUUCUUAAGUUCUCAAUGUGUCAAAGCAAAAACUAUUAACUCCCACUAAUGCGACCCUCCUCGGUUGGACUAAAAGUUUUCUUUUCCGGUUGCGGUUUCGAAUUUUUGUGGUUUUUUAGCCGGCAAAGAUGAAAACUUUUCCCAAGUGCGACCCAUGCCUAAUUUAAAUUUUUUAAAAAUAUUCUUGAACGUAGGAUAAAGGAGAGAAAACCGCUGACGCGAGAUUUUCUUUCUGUCUGCCUUUCGUGUCAAGAAUUACACUUAGGUCUGGACGCAAAAUUAUUUUUAAUAUUACAACACAAAUUUUGUGCUGUGCUUUUAGAUCUCACGUGAGAUGGCACAAGAAAACAUAGAGGCUGACUAUCUUAACGAAGAGCGACUUUACUUCUUCCACAUAAACGAACGCAAAUACAUGAUAACAUUCUAUGAGAAGUCGAUGCGUCAAAGGAAUAUGGAUCCCAGGUACUGGACCGAGAGAAGCGUCAGAAGAAGACCACAGUUUGUUGCUGAGUCAGAGCUUCAUUCCCGUACAAGGUCAGGUUCCGUAGGUUUUUGCGUUCGAGGUACGAGAACCCAACCCCUAAUUUGUGUUGCGUGUUCUGUGCUUUAUUGGGUGUCCUGUGCAAUUAAUAAGGGAGGUUAUUUUGAGAUUGCAUUUUCGUCGUCGUCGACACACAUUUGCCUCACUUUGAAGUGCUUGCUUACGUUUUGUCUCACUUUGACGCGCUAACUCACCUGGUGUUUCAUGUGUCCUCGGCGUUCAUCUUUCAAAGGUUUGCUGAGCCUGAUAUUCUGUCUUCGUGAAGCGUACAUCUUUUAAAAAGUUUGCUGAAUCUUCGUAAAGCGUACAUCGAUCUGUGUUUGCUGAAUCUUCCAAAGCGUUCAUCUUUCAGAAGUUUGCUGUUAAAUUUUACUAUAGAUUAAGCCUUCGUGUUUUUCAGCAUGAUUCGUCACUGUCUUUGGAAAAUGUGUGCGAUUUCUGGUGCAUGCAUCAAACUGGGUUUAGUUCGGCUACCUUUGUGUCACAAAGUAAAUCUACUGAGUUGUGUAGCUCGGCAGCCGUUGUCAGGCCACAGAGUAAGUUUACCGAGUUCUGCGAGUUGUGUAGCUCGGCGACCUUUGUGUCAGAAAGUAAAUCUUAACCGAGUUGUGUACCUCGGCAACCGUUGUGCCACAAGGUCAAUCUACCGAGAUGUGAAGUUCGACGGCGCCAUUUGAUCAUGACUUGUGAUAUUUUCGGCACCAGACAAACGAACACUUUAACUGUAUGUUUUUAAUGUGAGGAAAAACUUAUAAACCAGCCCACAGUAUAGCGCCACUCUCGAGUCACUGAAAUCAACACGCCCGACCAAAUUACUGGAAAAGUUAUUGACGUGAGCCGCACACACAUUCCACUAAAGGCUUUGUCAGGGUUAGUGCGAAAUUUGAAUUCAGAUGUGAAAGCUUUUAAAAAAGUAAAUUUAAGUUUUUUGUCAACAAGUUGAUGAUUGGAUACUCUUAAUAAAAAACAGAGAAAGUUAUCCGAAGAAAUGUUUUUGAAGAAAGAAAAAGAAUCCCGGAUGAAGGCUGAUCGGCCUUUGAACAACUGCGCCCUGUAAUCGCGGCCAGUAAAAAAGAGGUUAAAAUGUUCUAUUUACGUGCCCGACGCACUCUGGCCACUGUUCCCUCCGAUUACAAGCACUUGACACCGAACCAUACGAUAUGUUUUCAAAAUCUUCUCAUAAUGAUACACAGCUUAAAUAGAGGUUUCGUUGUACGCAACCCUUACGUUCAAAAUAUGCCAUAAUCAUAUUUAUCUACUGAGCAAGAACCAUCCAAUCUUCCCCUUCAACUGUUCCCUGCCUUUACGCCUAACAAACAUAUCGAACGCACUCUCCUAAGCUCCGAUUACCCCUAAUUUAUUUCCAUUUUUAAAUCCAUGGGCCGGAAGGGGAUGGGUAACUUCGUUAGUUAAGCUCUGCUAGUAUGUGCUGCGGAAUUGGCAUGGGCACUAAUUAAACUGCAGUGUAUGGCUAGGUCACGUGGUACAAUAGCUGGAGAGCAAAGAAUGCAUUGGAAUAGCACAAACCAGGAGAUUACAUUAUUCAGUGCAGGAAAUUAACGAUGCACUUUAUUGACGCAAUUUUUGUUUAAAUCUCGUUAAUUUAAUGCAUCUUAAUUUACGUCGAUGUUAAUUUAAAUCACACUGUUCUACAUCAUUGUUGUUUUACAGCACCUUUUCAAUAACGAAACCUCGUCUGCUAAUAGUUCCUCUAUCAAAGCCUCAGAGUCACUAUUUGAAGUCUUCCCUCCGAGGCACAAGAAUGUCAGGAUCCAAGGGAGCGUUUCCUCUCUAGAUCCAAUUACGGAGAAGUAACAUGUUAACAAUGAGAUAACAAUGACUGGAAAUGCUGCUGUUUUUUCCUUUAGAUAUGUAUGUUUCGCGUAAAAUAAUUAAUCAAUUAAGUUAGGCGUACAUCGUUUUCGAAAAUUUCGCGUUAAUGCAGUGAUGUAUAAACCAAACGUUUGGAAAAUUCGCGUUAAUUUUGUGUAACGUAAAUUUUCUUCACAUUGUCAACGUGCAUCGUGAAUUUCCUAUUACAUGGUAUAUCAUUUAAAUUGAGAAUUUUGAUUUACAAUGAUGCCUGAGCUGUCUGUUUCUCUCAUCCCACGAACCCUUAAGAACGUCUGCGUGGGAGGCUAGCUGACGGUACGGCUGCAAAUGGGUCAUUGAAAAUUGAUGAUUUUUUUAUUCUAUCACAUGACCAGAAGGCGGAGAUCCCAUGAGAUAGCACAGCGCUUGCGCAAGUCAUUGCACGAUUCGCGCUCAACGCGUAAAGUUCGUUCUUGGGAUAACACCAGAAUUUCUUUGGUUUUCUUACACGUAUAGCUGGAGAGGCUAACGUAGUUGGUCUCAAUUACACCCAGCUCAGGCGCUAACGUAGUUAGGGGCCAGUAAUUAAGCGACCACGGCUCAAAAUAUGACACAAACCCCGGACGACGUUGGGUGAAUAUCACUGCCGAACAGGGUCAAUCGUCGGAGAAGGCCUCCGCGAAUACGGAGCUUGCGAACCUGUUUACGGCUGCUAUGGCUCCUUUCGUGGGUCAGAUGACCAAACUUAACGAAAACGUCAGUCUGCUGUUGAGCGGUCGCGAUCCAGAGUCGGAGGUGGACGGUGAAACCGCCUCUGUCGAAGCAGUCGAAGACUCUGGUCAUGAAGGAGUAGAUAUGGAAGCAAGUCUAUCUGCCAUCCUGGACUCUAAGACCACGGACAAAGCAGCGCCUACGACAGGCGACGCUUUUUUACAAGAGCUUGCUCAAGAUCUCUCGGUCAGGGAGCAAACCUCCCCGCCAAUUCAUGAAGGUCUGGCGGGCAUUUUUAACGGGCUUUUGUCAGAAAAGAUGCCCGAUGACAAGAUCAAGGCGAAGCUAGACAAAUAUACACGGCCCGAAAACAUCAACGGCUUGAGAACGCCGAAAGUUAACCCCCUAAUUUGGAGCCAGCUGUCCGCCACAAUGAAAGCACAAGAUGCUAGAUCUCAGAAAGGGCAAAAUGCUUUCAUCGGCUCCGUAAUAGCCAUGACCAAGGCUACCGAUUUGGUUCUUGCAAAGUACAGCCAGGAUAGAGAUCUGAUUACCCUCUUGACAGACGCUAUUGCAAUGGCCCUUCAAUUCAACCACGAGGUUAACCACUCGCGGCGGGUGGCAAUGAAGAAGGAAUUGCAUAAAGAUUAUGCAGCACUCUGCAACUCGUCCACUGUUGAAGGCUCUUCGGAGCUGUUGUUUGGCGACCUCUCCAAACUUGCUAAGGACAUUUCCGAAGCCAACAAGUUAACUAAGAAGGUUCGCCCGUCGCAUUCCACGAAUUCCCGCGGUGACAAGUACGGGGGACGCUCAAGUUAUGGUUCGAGCCAGGGAAACAGAAGAUUUCACCCCUACGCAAAAGGGAAGGCCUAUAAUUUUUUAGGCAACAGCCGCUUCUCCAAACAAAGAAAGAAAAAGGACGGAGAGACGAGUCAGCGGCAAUGAAAAUGCCAGAGGUAUGUGAUGAAAACAUGACUCUCCCUAAAGGCCUCGAGCCUAGUAUACUAAGUACACUCAAAUUACAAACUAAAUUUCAAGCAGGACAGCUUCGAAAUUUCUUACCUCAACGGAAAACCGACCCCACUAUACUUCAAUUUGUUUCCGGGGUCAAAAUAGAAUUUCAAAACAAUUCUCUGCCCACGCAACAACAUAAGAGACCCAGUGUUUUUAACACUAAACAGCAUGCUAUUGUUAAAGCGGAAAUCGAUAAACUGCUCACUAAAGGUGUUAUUAUACCCGCGGCACAGGAAACGGGGGAGUUUAUCUCUACCAUAUUCCUUAGACCGAAAAAGGAUGGCCACCAUUCUCAAUCUUAAAGAGUUUAACGAAUUCGUAGCUUAUCAUCAUUUUAAGAUGGAUACCCUAGAGGCGGCCAUCAGUAUGAUGAAACCAGGCUGCUUUAUGGCAUCAGUUGAUCUCAAGGAUGCUUAUUACACCGUUCCCAUUCACCCCUCUCACCAGAAAUAUCUCAAGUUUUGUUUCGACGGCGCUUUCUAUCAAUACACUUGCCUACCUAACGGCCUCGCCAGUGCGCCUCGUAUUUUCACAAAAUUACUCAAACCUGUCUAUGCUACACUUCACAGCAUGGGUCACUUAAAUUCAGGCUACAUUGAUGAUUCUUAUUUCCGAGGGGAUACUGUUGCGGACUGUCAACAAAACGUUGGAGACACUGUCACGUUAUUUACCAGCCUAGGGUUUUUCAUCCAUCCAGAAAAGUCGGUUUUCGUUCCUACCCAGCGGUUGACAUUCUUAGGGUUUGUUCUGGAUUCGAUUAGGAUGACAGUUACGCCUACCGAAGCAAAAAUCCAGAAAAUCAAAUCUAGUUGCGACACGCUCCUGAAGACCCCCAUGCCCACUAUAAAACAAGUCGCAGAGGUUAUCGGCAUUUUGGUGUCCAAUUUCCCCGGAGCUCAAUACGGGCCACUUCAUUACAGAAACGUGGAACGUGACAAAUAUCUGGCCCUCGUGUUUAACAAAGGAAAUUAUGAAGGGAAAUUACGGCUAUCUCCCAUGGCGCUACAAGAAAUCCGCUGGUGGCUAAAUAAUGCUAUUACCUUACACAGAGAUAUUCAACAUCCCCGCCCCAGCGUGACAAUUCAAUCGGAUGCGUCCAAAUUGGGGUGGGGAGCGGUUUUUGGGGCACAGAAAACAGGGGGAAGGUGGACCCCUUCGGAAACCGAAUCUCACAUCAACGUAUUGGAAUUGCUUGCCGCUUUCUUUGCCCUAAAAUGUUAUUGCAGCAAAAUGGGGAACUGCCACAUACAGCUUCAGAUCGACAAUACCACGGCCAUUGCGUACAUUACCAAAAUGGGGGACUCUAAAUCAAAAGAACUUGAUCAAUUGGCUUUUCAAAUUUGGGAAUGGUGUAUAACUAGGCACAUUUGGCUCUCCGCUGUUCAUAUUGCUGGUCGGCUGAAUACCGGUGCUGAUGAAAAAUCUCGCGUGUUUUCGGACAACCAUAAGUGGAUGUUAAACAAACAGUUGUUUGACGACAUCCUAUCACACCACCCUGGGCUGGAUUGUGAUCUUUUUGCCAGCAGAUUAAAUUUUCAGAUCAGCACUUAUUGCUCGUGGCGCGGAGAUCCACACAGUGCCCACAUCGAUGCUUUUACUAUGAACUGGAGUGGUUAAGAAUUUUAUGCAUUUCCACCUUUCAGCCUCCUCCCCAAAUGUUUACAGAAAAUCAGACAGGACAGAGCGCACGGAAUACUCAUUGCUCCUCUUUGGUCAACACAGCCGUGGUUCCCUCUCCUGCUACAAUACCUGUGCGAUCAACCUUGGAUUCUGCUUCCACGCCCGGACCUUCUGAAACACCCCUCACACAGUCGACCCCACCCACUGCACAAGAAACUCCACCAACAACAACAACAACAACAACAACAACAUCUUUAUUUCUUACAUUAAAUAUACAAAUAUCACACCACCUGCAAAUAGCAAGGCUAAUCGAGGCAGGUGGUGUGUAGACGGCUUAAGAUUUCUUACGAAAAGUUGAAGUGAAAAAGAACCAUAUUUAUAAUAAAAUAAACCUAAUGGUAUGUCCUGUGUCAGGGGAGCCUUCAGCCGCUACAACUUUUCAGAAGAAGUUACCGAUGUGCUCAUGGCCUCUUGGAGGUCAGGCACGCAGAAAGAGUACCAAACCUAUCUUAACAAAUGGAUGGCGUUUUGCGGUGAGAGGAAGGUUGCUUACUAUUCACCACCACUAAAUGAAGCCCUCCAAUUUCUUGUACGACUAUUUAAUCAAGGACUGAGUUAUUCCGCGCUAAACACUGCCCGCUCUGCUCUUUCUGCAAUUAUUAUAACGGAAGGUGGGGAGUCUUUCGGUACUAAUUGCGUUGUAACUCGAUUUAUGAAAGGAGUCUUUGAAUCACGGCGACCAAAACCUAAGUACACAAACAUUUGGGAUGUCGGAGUAGUUUGAAACAUUUGUCUACGUUAUACCCGUAUGACAAAUUGGCAUUGAAAGAUUUGACGUAUAAAGUUCUCAUGUUAAUCUUACUAGUCUCGAGUCAACGAGGACAAACUGUACACUCUUUAGACCUUAAGCACCUUUGUGUGGAAGAGGACAAAUACAUAUUUGACAUUGAUGAACACAUGAAGACCAGUAGUCCAAGGAACCCUAAUACAAGAAUCGAAAUAGCUAGAUAUGAGCCGGAUGUUUCCAUUUGUCCUUUCACUUGCCUUAAGGCGUAUAUUAACAGCACAAAAGUUUUGCGUAAAGAUGAAACGAAAUUAUUUGUUAGUUAUGUUAGGCCACAUAAACCUGUCUCCAGGGACACAAUUUCCAGUUGGACUAAGGAAACCCUCCACCUUUGUGGGGUGGAUACCAAAGUGUUCUCCGCCCAUAGCACUAGGUCGGCCUCUGUUUCAAAAGCCAGUGCCAAAGAUGUCCCUGUUCACGAGAUCAUGGCCAGGGCUGGCUGGAAAUCCGCAGAGACUUUUCAUAAAUAUUACAAUAAGCCUGUUGUUCAAGAAAACAGUUUGGCCUCUGCUGUUCUGGGCGCUAGCCCACACUAGGCAUUUCGUCAUGUCUAUUUUUGGACCUGGUCGGGAUUAGCAAACUAGCAAGUUUAUAUAUGGGAAAAAAAAAAACACACACACACACACACUGUUGUAUUAUAUUGUGUUUAUCAUUGGGGUUGCUUCUGCCAGAGGCUACUUUGCAUAUGGCCUUGGGUUAUCUGUACCUCUCGUUGGGCCUAUCGCAUGGGCGCAUCAACCCUUUGAAGUCUCAUGGGAUCUCCGCCUUCUGGUCAUGUGAUAGAAUUGGGAAAUUAAACGAGACUUACCUGUAAGUUGAAGUUUGAUUGAGAUUCUAUCACAUGACAACAGAAGGCGAGAGAUCACAUGAGAUAGCACAGCGCUUGCGCAAGUCAUUCUUAAAAGACACGUACUGGGCGCGUCAACCUAGUAUCAAAUGGAAUACCCGAAAGUACAGCCAAACAGGGUGGGUAUGAUAGCGGAGGGUAUGUGAUCUCUCGCCUUCUGUUGUCAUGUGAUAGAAUCUCAAUCAAACUUCAACUUACAGGUAAGUCUCGUUUAAUUUCCCAAUUUUACCUCCACAUUUUCACCAAAUUAAAUAGUCCACAACAUAUUGAUUGUUGGAAGAGUGACAGAUACAGUCAACUUCUUUCUCAACGGAUAUCUCGCUAUGACAUCUAGACUGCCUGCCUUUCUUUACUCCGUUAGUUGACUCUCGUAUAAAGGCGCACAUCUCGAUGAAACGGGCACCUAGAACUGGUCCCUGCCUUUGUUUAGUCGUUUAAGGUGACUAUCUAUGAGACGGACAUGUCGCCAAAAAGGACACGUAGAGUUGGUCCCUGCCUUUCUUUACUCCUUUUAAUUGCCUCUAAAAGACGGACAUCUCGUUUUCAAAAGAAACGGUUGACUGAAUACACAUAGUUUUUAUGGCACCAGUGUAGUUAACUCCCAGUUCGCGUUUUUCGAUGUCCAAAACUGACCACCCUAUAAAAGACUGAUGCUUGAUACAAUUAAGGCAAACAAAGUAAUAACCUUGCGGUUUUUUUCUUCCAUUUUGCAGUUUUUUCAGCCUAUUUAACUCAUUUCCCAGCGUCUAUAACAUCGUUCAACCCAUUAGCAGACGUCUCAUGGGUUAUGACAAUACCUUCAAACGAAUCCUUCUGUCAGCAGAUAGUGAAGAAUUCAAAAAGGUGGAAACGCUGUUUCAUAAAACAAUCCUAAAACGCAAGGCAAAGAUAACUGUGAUCGAGAAAAUAAAAAAUGCUUUCUUAAAUGAGAGAUACAAAAGGUAUAGUAAAUGUAUGAACAAGACUUAAAUUCUGUAUUCUCAAGGAACGUGCAAACGGAUGCAACAUUGUUGGCCAACCACUCCAAAUAUUGUUGGAUCAAAAAUGUUACUUAUUGCGUCCGUUUGCACACCCUGUUGCAUGUUGUUGCGUGUUGUUGGGAGUUGUUGCGCAAAGUUUGAAACCCCCGGUCAAACUUUUAACCCCGUGUAAAGGGACGCAACAUUGUUGGGAGUUGUUGCGUCCGUUUUCAGGUACAAUUGUAGCUUUAAUUGUACGGGUUGGGUCUUUUACCGUACGGACUGUUGUCAAGGUCAAUUCACAAUCAUUAAUUUGGUCAAGAGUGAGCUGAAAUAAGAGCCAGCAACUCUCACUAAUCAUUUUUUUAGCAUUACAAACUCUGAAAAAUAAAAAUAAAAAGAGAUUUUCCGAAAGAGAAAACAAAGCAUGACCAUUUUUCUUAAUUUUUCGAUGACACAAAAGUUGAGCUUGAAAAUGGUGGCCCAAUUCUUUUUAUAACAAAUAAACAAGUUGUGAGAGGUUUGAACCCAGGAAUCAUUUCAUAAGUUAAGGUUGAGUAUGAUCGUCCAGGUGAACGUGGUCCUGAAUAGGACUGUUGUUGUUGACAGCGACUGACGUUUCUACAACCUGUGCGGUAGUCACCUUCAGAGCCAAAGUGAGUUGUAUCACGUCAGUUGACGGCAUUAAACUUUGGUUUUUUGACCUGAUUGGUAAAUUGAGUCGCGAUGUUAUUAGUCGUCUGUCAGUUAAGCAGUGAUGUUAUUCUCCAUGAAGACUCGUAAUGCCAUUGGUGCGUUUAGAUCCGUCUCUUGUCACAGUUUUAAAAACAGUCGUUUAUUGUAAGUCAAAUCGUUAGUUGUCCAGUCGUUCUUCUCAAAGUUAGUUUUGCUUGAUUCCGUUAAUAAGUCGUUUGUACGGUGCUGGGAGCUGUUUAUUACGAUUCAGUGGUGUUUGUUCUAAGUUAGCAAACCAGCUUUCUAAAUUGAGUCGUUGAUAGUAGUCUGUAGAAUACGUAAUACAUGUCGAAGAGUUUGACUCUGUGACAUAUCUGACGAUCAUACUCAAUCAUACUCAACCUACUUAUAAAAUAAACAACUUGCAAUCCACUUCCAUCGUGUGGUCCUUGAAAGCUAUAUUAAAAAAGGCACUUUCUUACCAGUUUAUUUCAGUUUUUCCUUAGCCAAAACGUUUAUUCUUCAGUUUUUCGGCCUUGAAAGUCUCCCUUGAGUACCAGACAAGGAAUCCACUAAAGAAGAUUUUUCAAAUCCGGUACUGUACUGUCUUUUGCCGUCUGGAUUCGUUUUGCUGCUAGACGCUGAUGCAUGACAUGCAAGAAUACGAAAUAAAAACCGUUUGAACGCGUUUCCUGAGGCACUUUGAAUCCGGAAUCUUAAUGUCGGCAUACUUCAUCCGAAGGACCCCUUCCUGGAUUAACUAAUGUGUGCGAAUCCGAAUAUCAAAAAUGCAAUAAAUCUUGAAACAUUUCUGAAUCAAUAUGUAAAAUAAUGUAUAUGUAGAGCCCUUAGUCUUAGUCUCCAAAAAUCCACCGUUUAUUCCGCAAUUUCAUUAAAUCAAUUUAACUGUAAUGAGUUCAUUCCAUUUAUAAGUUGUAUACGGUGGAUGUAUUUUCAGGAAGAGAGACCAAAUCAAGAAUAUACUUAAAGUCUCCGACAACGAUAAUGUGGAGAGGCUUCUUUUCCACGGCACCAGUUCAAAUGUCAUUGACGCCAUCUGCAAGCACAAUUUUGACCACAGGUGUCACGGCAAAAACGGCACAAAAUACGGUAAAGGAAGCUACUUUGCUGUCAAAGCCUCAUAUAGUAACAACUACUGCAGUGGACAGACAAGAUUUAUGUUCCUUGCUCGAGUGUUAACCGGAGAGUUUAAGCAAGGAGAUGAAUCACUCCAUCGACCUCCUUUAAAAGACCCUCGCAAUCCCGCUAGUGAUCUAUAUGAUUCAUGCGUUGAUAAUGAAUCAAGUCCAUCGAUUUUUGUCAUUUUUAAUGACGAACAGUGUUAUCCUGCCUAUCUCAUAACAUAUGAUGACAUUAUUUAA
This is a messenger RNA of Porites lobata, 14425 nucleotides long. Lineage: Eukaryota; Metazoa; Cnidaria; Anthozoa; Scleractinia; Poritidae. The record is from the annotation of a GenBank genome assembly.